Diaporthe batatas is the source of this 1722-nucleotide messenger RNA. RefSeq lists its product as uncharacterized. Bases 493 to 1464 code for a protein of 323 amino acids. The transcript has a single exon. Lineage: Eukaryota; Fungi; Ascomycota; Sordariomycetes; Diaporthales; Diaporthaceae. The record is from RefSeq and is a predicted model, not a curated record.
CUGGCGCCCACCACGAUUUCGUAUGCUCGUGAUUGGCAUUACUUACUAACUUUAAUAUUAUAUAUUAGACUUAACAUAUAUUUUAAAUCAAACUUCUAAUCAUAUUAGAGAUCCUAAAUGAAUGAAUGAGCAAGACCUGUAGACCAGUCGCUAACGAGUUUGCUCUCCUCGAGCUUCAGAAGGGAACAGCGACCACUGGGGGUUGUUGUUGACCCUAACCCCAGCCCAACUCAAUGACUGACACACAGGCUCGCUCGCAGCUGCCCUUUUCGGUGAGGCGUUACGACACCUUGUUCACCCGUUCCAUUCGACGUUGAUGAAGCCUACGACUGUUUUGAACCACCUAAAUCUAUAAGGAGAGCCUCUUAAAUUUCACGACAUCAGCGGCCGGCAUCUUGUGUGCAAGCUUUUCUGAAACAACCUUGGAAGCUUCGGUCCCGACUCUGAAGCUCCCAUCUCGCGGCAUCACAACUCCAACUCACCACCACUACUAUGAAGUUCCCCGCUGAGCCAGGCAUGCAAUAUGCAUACUGCGGAACGAAUGACGGUGUUUCACUCGCUUUUCAGACCUCAUUGCCUCUCGAGGACAUCCCUGAAUCUGGCCCCGGGUCGCUGAGUGACCCCCGCCGCCAGACCUGUAUCCUUCUCAUGCAUGGCUUCAGCGGUUCCUCCAAGUACUUCACGCGCAACUUCGCCGCGCUCUCAGAAAACCACUGGGUAGUUUCCCCAGACAUGCGUGGCCACGGUGCCUCGGGCCGCACCAAAGGGGGCUACCACGUUGCCAGACUGGCUGCCGACCUGCGAUCGAUCGUCGAGUGCCUCCGCCAAGCCAGUGGCAAGAUCAAGAUCGUACCCGUUGGCUGCUCCAUAGGCGCCGCCAUUCUGUGGACCCAUGUUGAGCUCUUCGGCGACAACGAUUUCGCAGGCUUUGUCUUCGCCGACCAGGCCCCUCUUCAGGACCGCUCGGCGUUCGACAACUGGGACGCCUCCAAAGCUCAUCUCGGGUGCUACGAUGAGGCGACCAUGCUGGCCGCCCAGCGCGCCUGGAUAGAGACCCCAGAAGAGGCGCACAAGGGACUGGUCAGCGAAUGCCUUGGAUACCGCUUCGCCCCUGAGGAGAGUGACCACGUCAGCCCUGAGGCUGCCGCAGAUGAUGAGGCGUUCUUUACGGGCAUCAGCGCUCUGUGCGACGGGCAGUGGCUCGCGAGGCUCCUGGCCGACCAUACAAGGUACGAUCACCGCGAGGCUGUCGAGCUCAUCAAAAAGCCUACCCUCGUUUUGGCCGGACGCCGGACGGGCUGUUUUCCAUUGGAAGGUUUGAAGGAGACGGUUGCAAGGGUGGGCCAAGGGAAUGAGAAGCCAGGACUAGCAAAGUGGUCCGUCUUUGACAGUGGCCACUGGAUGUUCUAUGAAGAUCCGGAGCGUUUCAACAAGGAAAUCCUCGAGUUCGUAUCUCAGUGUUGAGCCGGAUCUUGACGGAAAACAUUCUUCAACAGAUUGGGGCAGCCCUAAUUAUAAGUGUUACACCAGAUGAUACCUAAUAGCUUUAUCAGGCUGCGGACCCUGAGAUUGAGUAUAGCAGUCCAUGUGAAGACGGCAGGACUAGUACCACACGUGCCGAGUGAGAUCUGAGACGGCAAUCACUGCUCGAAUGUUUGACUCGUUUCUGUGCAUCCCUGAUUUGCACCUUGGAGUAGUGCAUUUGACUUCAAAUUCUGUGGA